GUCAGAUUCUAAUUACUUUUUUUAUACGUCAAAUGUUGCGCACAUUUUUUUAAUUUUAUCCAUUUACUAAAAUAUAUUUAUUUUAGCGAGUUAUACGCAUUAAAAUAUCGAUCAAACGAGCGAAUUACAAGACAGCGGAAAAUGCCCAGUCGCAUCGAAAAAAACAUAGCCAAAGAAAUCCUGAGAGAAUGCCAGCCGAGAAAUAUAAACCCCAAUUUAGAAUUCGUCCUUUACAUGUUGAGAUUGCUGAUGCUCGACCCGAACUGGAACAUAUCCGAAAACAUGCUCAACUCCAGGGCGAACGUCCAAAAAUUGGUCAAGCACGUGAUUUCCGAACUGGAAGCGAAAGAUUUGGUCAGGAUAAUGACGCUGAAGAUGCAAUUCUACUACAUAUGGACCAGCCAGAACAUCGACCAAAUAGUCCACAACAACAGACAGACCUUGGACAAUCGCCUGAAACCCCUAGAGGCGAAAAUUUUGGUAUCUAACACCGACAGCGCCGAGAGAAUCGUCAAGCUGCGGAAAGUUAUCGUGAUAUACUGCGCCUUCAAAUGCGGCAUGGGGAGUCCCCAGCAACCGACGGUUUAUUCCGAAACCGAAGCGGCGCUGGGCAGCAUUAUGAACAACAAAGAACUAAGAGACUUCAGUUUCCUUCCGAAACCCGCGAAAAAGGAACACUUAACCGAAAUCACGGGAAUAAUAACCGGAAUAAGACUGUUUAAUAAGUAUUCAAACAAAGGAGGAGCCGAAAUACCGAAUCUUAGCGAGUUGUUUAAGAGUGCUUGGGGUACCGCCAAAACGGACAUCCAAAUCACGUUAUCUUCGAUCCAGGACAACAUUAACAAGCGAAUGACGGUGGUCUCGAAAUGCCUGAUUUUGAAGCGAAAAUCCGAGCAUGACGCAGCCUACGCGUACCAAUUCGUCCCGACGGUGGAAAUUACGGAUAGCCUGGAUAUGAUCAAGGACGAAUUGAUUCACUUCAGGCAGUACCAAUUGUUGAUGACAAAAGCGAUGCUGAUCCUAGACUCGUUAAACGAAACUGUAGACGAGAUAAUGAACGACACCGCCGCACUAUCGAAGAAAAUCCAGGAUAUCGUCGCCGAGCGGCUAGCAGUACCUGUUUACAUAAUUUUCCCGUUGUUCGAGCAACUGGCCGAAUACUGGACGAGUCUCCAAAACCAAAUCCUGAAGCUUGGGAAGUACUGCACGUUCCUGGUGAACGUAAAAGUCUACAUCAAAACGAUAAAGUUCAACUCCUUCAUAAUGGAGGAACAGGAAAAAGACCCCGAGGAGUUCGAGCCGUACAAGGAAAACCUCGAUCUCGUUUUCGAUUCGAACAAUCCGCACGUAGAGAUCCUUCUGCCCGACGACUUCGACGAUUUCGACAAAAUCGAAUUCGAGUACUUGGGCUUCUGUUGCUGGCGAUUGGUGAAGACCGAGGGGGUGCUGGUGCACGGCAAUCCGUACAUUGGCGUCGCCAAGUACAAGGGCAAGUACUACGUGUUCUCGUCGUACGAGGCCGGCAAGGAGUUCUGCGAAGAUCCCGACGACCAUUUGAGGCGGGUGCUGCAUCUGGCCAGAAUCAAGACGCAGCUGAUCGAUUUCUUGCAGCUGAAGGAACAACUGCAAGCCGUAGUCGACGUCAAAACAUUAAUCGUAGACGAAUCAAAAAUAAUACACGUUAGAAACAUAGAUGUGCAAACGGAUGAGGGCUACGUUAUACCUCCUUACAAAGACAGGUCGAUAUCCUGGAACGUUUGGGAUAUUAAAAGGAACGCUUUGAAAACUGCUUCCCAGUUAAUAUGCAAAACGACCAGUACGCAAACGAUAAAAUCGCACAGCUACGCGCCGAUUAGAAUUCAAACGAUAGUAUGGAAAGACGCGACUACGCAAACGCGCUUGGAGAAAUACACGAACGUGCCGACGGUUUCGGCUUUCAUCUACGGUUUAAGAGGAAGAAAGGACAAUCAGCAGUACGUCAUGAACAUUACGAGGCCGAUAGAUCAAUAGGGAAAUAUAGUAUACGUUACUGUAAUACCAUUACAAUAGUGCAUAGUUAAAAAUAAAGAAGGGAUUAAUGUUAGCUUAUAUGCGUACACAUCUCUGAUACUAGUAGAAACAUUUAUUUCCUUAUGAAUAAAAAAUAUAUGGAAAAAAUUGUAUGAACAUCGAAAUGAAUUAAAUAUCGUACAAACAUUUUGUUCUUAUUAGGAAUCAAUUAUACACAGAUCAUCGUCGUUAUCUUCGAUAGGAUUCAAUUUUCUUCUCUUCGAGGAACCCUCUUGGGGAUCGUCGGACUCCUCGACGACCAUGAGAUCAUCUUGAUCGCUCUCCGCUUGCUUCUCUUCUUCGUUGCCGUUCUUCUCGCCGCCAUUGACGCUUUCUUUGGCCUUCAAAUCGUCGGGGUUCGCGACGAUCUUGUAGAGCGGAUCGUCUUUUUCUUUAGCUUCGUACUGAUUGACGGCCACGCUCAGCUCGUAGUUUUGAAGGAAAUCGUCGCAUUUCAAUAUACUGCCUUCGACGAUUCCGAUUUCCGCCAGUUUCUUGUCGUUGUUGAUUUCCGUCUCGCCUUCUUCCGAUGAUAUCACCACCAUUCCUCUACCAUCUA
Molecule: messenger RNA, 2608 nt
Organism: Phyllotreta striolata
Lineage: Eukaryota; Metazoa; Arthropoda; Insecta; Coleoptera; Chrysomelidae
Source: the annotation of a GenBank genome assembly